Molecule: messenger RNA, 1463 nt
Organism: Xenia sp. Carnegie-2017
Lineage: Eukaryota; Metazoa; Cnidaria; Anthozoa; Malacalcyonacea; Xeniidae
Exons: 7
Coding region: 474-1154 (226 amino acids)
Source: RefSeq, a predicted model, not a curated record
GGAGCGUGGAGCGCCAUAUACGUCAGAGGAAAUUACUUUUUACGUCAUAUCAUCAAAAAAAUUUGAGCUUGCUGUUUACAAAGUUAAAGUUAUGUUCAAUGGUUAUGUUACACAGCAUGGCAUUUAAAAACAAUAAAAAACACGUUUUUUCUUGAUAAUUUUGAAAGUGAUAUGGAAGGCAAUCCAACAAACAUCAUUCGUAAUAAAUUAAAUGGUUUGAACCCGAGAGUAUCGUUGCAUGUUUGUGGAUGUAGAUCGUCCAAGCUAGAAGAGUCCUGAGAAGGACUGUUGUUGUUGAUGUUAACUGACGUUCUGAAAACCUUAUAGCGAUCCGCCUUAGUAUACUAAAAACACGCUUCUUGGGAUUUUGGAAUCUUGUUUAAUGUUUUCGAUUUGUUGGUAUACAACACUUUGGAGUGUGUCUAACUCUUGCAAGUCACGGGAAAGGGAGAAAAAAUGUUAAUUAUACUGAUAUGAGAUCCAAUUGUGAAAGUGAUGAUGAUUUUGAAGUUGAUUUUGAACCACAAACAAAGAAGGCGAAGCAUAAAAAGAAGGAAAUGAACAAAGAGAAGAAAGGCGAGAGAAGGCCUUUCGUUCGUGAAAAGUUGCACCAAAGAGAUAUAGAAAAAGCAAUUGAAAUGUCACUAAUAAAUACACCUUAUGACAGAAAGGAUAAUGAUGUUAGACAAAAUGAAAGCAGUCAUAUCAAAAUAAAUAGUGAAGGUAUCGAUGAUGAUGCACGCGACACCUGCGAUGCACGUGACACCUGCGAUAAGAGUAGUGCUAAAGUGAACAAGAUUCAUGACAAUGAUGUCGAAAGUGAUUCCAAUGAAAAGAAAAUUGUGAACCUGAAGAACGGCAAGAAAAUGUCUGGUGAGAGUCAUAUGUUUUCCGGGUCAUCCGACUACAAAUGCACCCCUGUUGUUGGUACAAAGGAGAAAAAGUCAUCACCUAUAAAUUCUUCCAAAGAGAACUUUGGACCUUUGAAAAAUGAAGGGAAAAUUUCCACAUUUUCAUGCGUUGGUACAAAGGAGAAAAAGUCAUCACCUAUAAAUUCUUCUAAAGAGAGCGUUAAGCAUAUGAAAAAUGAGGGGACAAUCUCAACAUUUUCUUCACCUAAACUGUUUACAAACAAAACCAGCGGUUCUUUUUGAUUUAAAAUUGGCAGGUCUGCAUGUCUAUCCUACGACUUAAAACUUUUGCCAUUAACCUUAUAUGAUGCCCAAGUAUUGACAUGCAAAAACUGGUAUUUGCGAUAGAUUUCAAUUGUCUCGGUUGCCUGUUUUGACCAAAACUCCCCAGUGAUCUCAAAUAUAUAUGCAUGUUCUACUUUGGUUGCUCCUAACAGUCGAUUCAUUUCAAUUGAAUUCAUGAUCCACGUUUAGAUAUACUAAAAGCAUAGAAACCUACAUUGUCUUGUAUUUUUAAGCUUUUGUAAGUUACAAGAAAAAUAUGCAUGUGUA